UUAUGUAAGAUUGAACUAUUUAGAAAAAAUGUGGGGGUGUUUGGUUUUUUUUGUUUUUUUAAAAAAAAUACUUUGGUGUAGAAAAGGAAUACUACAGAUAACAAUUUUCGUCCCACUGAGGGAUUGGCACUGCAGGCUUGAAGUGAAAUCUGAAGAAAUCAAAAACCUUCUGCAGGUUUAUGUGGACACUCUGUGCUGUCACUAUGCAACAUAAAGCCUGACCUGCACUUCCCUCUUUCUGCACUGGGCUACUGUCUGAUAUUGUAUGAUAUAACGUAUUAGUCUGCCAUCACUAAAUAGGGGUUGGUGGUUAAUGCCAAGCAUUAGCCCACAGUAACUUGGCCAUGCCGCCCAGGAAAUUCGUAAAGUGUACUUGGCACAGUUUCAGUCGUUCACCGUAGUUUGGCUUUUGUUGCUGUUGUUGUAUAUUUAUUAUGUAUCGCAUACGCACGUGUAGAGUGUUGUUUGGUUCUGUUUUUUUUUCCUGUGGUUAUGUGGCAAACCUGCUGGCUGGCACAUCCAUCCACCGCUCCUGCUUCAGUUGAGAUGGAGGAUGACGACGGCACAUGCUUGCUGGAUGUGUUGUGCGAUCCACAAGCCCUGAAUGACUUCCUACACGGGACAAAAGAGCUAUUGAAUGGAGACCUGCUCAUUAACUCCUCAUCUGGGGAGCCGUCCCUGUUCACAGACACCCCGAGCCCCGUAUCCCUGUUGGCAGACGAUGCCGGGUCUCACGACACGCCUACCUCCGGCUGCGUUGAUCUCUCCUUUCUGGACGAGGCAUUGCUGUCCUCACCGACCGGAGGAGAGGACUCACGGGACGCUCCACAUGACGCUCCACAAGACCAGGAGGAGGUGGCGCAUCAGGGUGGGGAGGAGGAGGAGGAGGAGGAGGAGGAGGAGGAAGAGGAGGAGACCUGUGACAUCCUGCAGCAGAGCCUCCAGGAGGCUGACAUCACGGAGCACACCCUGGCCUUGGAGGCAGGACUGACCCAAAGCGGCGAUGUCCUCUCCCUCUACCCCUCGGGCUUCUCCGUCCCUUCGCCUACGCACCUGCACAAGCCGCUGAACGUCCCUGGGGGGGCCACGUUGCCCAGGGACACGCAGGUGGCGGUGGAGCCCCCUCAUCCGUCGCUGCUGGCGGUGGGUCCGGGCUGCCCCUCGCUGAAGCCAGCUGCGCCGCAGCUAAUGGGGCUGCUGCCCGGCAAUGUGUUCCCGGCCCCUCCUCCCGAGACGUCGUUCUCGCUGAGCCCCGCCCACGGCUCCAGCACGGUCGUGGGGAAGAACCUGCCCGGCCUCACCGGCCGCCAGCCGCUGACCCCCGGCGCGAGGGCCACGGUGGCACCGGAGAUCGUGCUGCAGAGGACCCCACUGCCCAUCCAGCCCAAGCUGCCUGUCAACAUCCAGCCUAGGCUGGUGCAGAUCAGCCCUAAGCCGUCGGGGCAGAAGGCGUCUCCGGGACUUACCUUCAUCCCACCUGCCGCCUCCCAGAAUAUCCUGCUGUCUUCUCCGGUGGGCACCAAGCAGCCACCUCCGUCCGCGAUGACGCCCACACUCGGCAAGCCCGUCAGCCUCCAGCUCGUCAACCAGGGCGGCUCCAUCGUCAUUCAGCCACAGAGUCUCUUCCCGGGUCAAAGUCAUUUCAUCCUGCCCAGCCAAAGCCCGGUAACUGUGGCCCAGUCGACCAGCUCUGCCAGGCCCCUGCUCAGCACGAGUACCCCGAUGCCCCCUGCAGCUGCACCAACGGGGCACCUCAUCGACGGCUCGCAGAUCGUGACGGUGCGACCCAGGCAGCUGAAUUUCAGCCCCGUCUUCACCACUCCGACCGGCCAGCUAGCGCUCCGACAGGGAGCGCUCCUGUCCGGGCCCCUGCAGUUUCAGUCGGCGCCACCUGCUGUCUUCCAGAUGCCAGCACAGCUGACGGGGGCAUAUCCGCAGGGGCAGCCCGGUGCCGUUGUCCACGGCCCUGCCUUGGCCAACCACAUCACCUUGAUCAACGGCCCAGGUGUGCUCCCCCCUGAUGUGGCCUCCAUAUCGAUCGUGAAUGGGCCCUCAGUGGUGCAGAGCCUGCCCUUUGUGUCCCAGACCCCCCAGGUACAGAAAGCCAUGGCAGGGGGCCAGGCAGAGCAGCUCAGCCUUCCGCAGACCCCGGUACUUCUGCUCCCUGAGAGAACAGCGCCAGACAAGGUCGAAGCAUGUGAGCAGCUCCAUAGCAUCCUACAAAGCAGGCUGUCCUCUCCAGCGUCGGGGCAGCCUAGCGUUCCUGAAGUACACUCACAGGCCUCUCCAGUCAUUACUCUUCUGCAAGCACCGCUAGAGAGCGCGCCAGAGCCUGUUGUCUCAUUAGAUCAACAGCUAGUUAGCCACCCAGAGAAGCAGCAAGCCUCUGAGAGAGGCCAGAACCCUCAGAACCCCACCUUUCUACAUCACCCCAUACAGCAAGUUCUUAAGCCUCUGCCGUCUGUGGAACUCCUGACCGACACGUUACUGGUGCACUUAGACGGUCACAUCUCUCCUGCCACCAGCGAGGGCAGAGCUUCCCCCGUGGACUUGGCCGUGUGCGCUCAGGCCGACGCCCUCUCUGUGCUGUCUGAGUGCGGAGGGAUGCCCACCCCUGCGCACUCGGGCUCAGAGCACAGCGACACGCUCUCCUCGCCCCCCAUCCUGCAGUGCUCGGGGAGCACACCCUCCGCCCUGUUCCCUACGCCCCCACUCUCGGAACGCCACCCCGGGGCCCUUGGCGCCCACCCCCAGGGCCAGGAGGAUUCUGUGCUGUGCACGAGCCCUUCUUCUGCUGUGGAACAGCUGGGUGCAUCUGAGCACAACCCUCCAGCCACUCCAACAUGCACUGGUCUUACUGGGGCCCUGGAGGCCAGCCUGACUGGGGCCCCACAGCACACGCGCCAAGCCCCUGUGAUGGCCGAUGGUCAGAUGGUCUUGCCACACCUGCAGGAAGACUGCGAGGUCGGGUCACUGCAGGGUACGCCGAUGCUGACCCCAGUCCAGGCGAAUGCGCCAGUGUCCUCUGUCGGAGCGAAGGCGAAAGAGAGACUCACACCUAUCAUGCGGCAGCACAGGGUCAAGCAGCAGCUCUGUUCGGACCAUGACGCCGUUCUUCGUCCGAACACACACGCCCGGUUUGUUUCGCUGGAGGACGCCGUGAGGCACCUGCUGCCCUACCACACCUGCUCUAGAGCCUCUCCCAGCCAGGCUGACCUGCUAUCUGUGGAUGGGCGGUUCGAGAGUGCAUCUGGACUGCUGCUGAAACGCGCCACUGACAUGUCGAACAAGUACAGGCAGCUGCUACUGGCCGAGUCGCAGCAGGAGAGCCCCUCGGCAGAGAUGGUAAUGCUGGAGAGAUUGUUCCUGCAGUCAGAAAGACUCCUCCUGGGGGAUGAGAGACGCCGCGCCCGAGGAGACCCAGAGUCCUUCCUGAUGUCCCUGCGUAAAGCCUCUUCACAGCCUGGCACAGUGCCCCUGCGUCACACUGCCGGCUCAGGUAGCCCUCCCUCACCCCCUGCGUGGGCGCUGCACUCAGACAGACCCCCGGGCCUUAAGACGUACCGCUCCCGCAGCCGGGGGACAUUGCGUCUCACCAUCAAACACGAGUCGGGAUCCCGCAAGGUCGUGCACAACUCAGCCUGCGACGAGCCACACCGGGGGCCCUCCGGCGCACGUCUGAGCAACGGAGCGGACGUACGGGAGGCUCUCGGACCCCCGGAGACCGACCGGCUACUCGCACAGCAGGCAGCAGAAAGAUCCCGCACCGAGUCGGGCCCAAGCAGGACAGCCUGUGAACCGCAGGACGUCCCAUGCUCGCAGGCCCUGAGCCCAGGAGACCCAGGCAACCCUCCCCCCGAUCCACACCCUCCGCAGGCCAAGCGGACCAAGCGGACUGGCAGUGAGGCGGAGGGCAGCGGCCUGAGCGAACACCUGCAGAGUGCCAUAGACAGCAUCCUGGAACUGCGGCGGCUGCAGGGCCCCACAGACCCUGUCAAACCCAAGAUGGAGCAGCCCGUCAGCUGCAUCCUGGAAGGAGAGAUGUAACACAGCCCCAGCACAACAGCAGGAAUUCCUGCAGCUCCUCACCUACAACGGAGCACAAACCUGAACACUCUCUCUCUGGUUACAUGCUCCUUUAUGUUCUAAAGAGGGGUAUGAUGUUAUCGUCACAGUAUCGGCAUGAGAGAAGUCCUCUACAGUAAUAGGGCGAUACUUGUACUUGUAAAAAUAAGUAGCAGUUAGAGGUUGAGGAAUCUUUUGUGAGUAAAUGAGACCAAGCAUUUUUUAAAGAGGUGCCCCAGUAAAUUUUUUUUACAUGCUUCUUGGUUUUAGUGUCAUGUACGGAAACCUCCAGUGUGCUUGGUUUGUGCCAACAUCACCAGUGUUGCCGGUUACAUUUGCAGAG
Electrophorus electricus (electric eel) is the source of this 4408-nucleotide messenger RNA. RefSeq names its product BRD4-interacting chromatin-remodeling complex-associated protein. Gene Ontology annotation, cellular component: SWI/SNF complex. Gene Ontology annotation, biological process: positive regulation of DNA-templated transcription. The record is from RefSeq and is a predicted model, not a curated record. NCBI's taxonomy places the organism in Eukaryota, Metazoa, Chordata, Actinopteri, Gymnotiformes, Gymnotidae.